AUGGCGCCGCUCAGACGCUAUCUGCGCAUCACAAAGUACUCUGUUCUUGAAGUACGAAUCUAUCUGGAUCGUCCAGCAGAUGCUGAGGCCUGGUUGUUGAAACGCGACAAUCCAGCGCUUCCACGCGUUAUCCAGGCGAUCCGUCCCCUGGUUCUGCCCAAGCUUCGAGAAGAAAAUGAGCGAGGUAAGGGCCGCAGUGGGGCGAAAGCGAAGAAGAAGGGUGUCAAAGAUGUUGUGGUAGAAGAUGACUUCGAGGUUUCGAUCUUUCUGACGGAACUGUCCUCCCGCCAUUCGGUAAUGACAAAACAGAAGAUGUUCAAGGACAAACCACGCAUACAAAGUAAUUCCGGGAAGCUCACCAACUGGCUCACAACGGGCACAAGUGAUCAACCGAUGGUCAUCAAUGAGGACACUACAGACCCAAUCGUCAUUGGAGAAGAGGACGAAGUUGUGGUCAAUCUUGCAGACAUUCCCGAGGCGGACACAUCUGCCAGACGGUCAACACGCACUAAGCGUAGCAGGAGCGAAAUAGGAAAUCAUGGUGCGAGCGAUGUCAGCGAUGGUGAGGACAUGGGUUUGUUCGUUCCAGAAACGGCCAGCAAGCGGGGCAAGACAAGCGCAGCACCAGCAGACAUCUAUGAGAAUGAAGCUGAAGAGGAGUCGCAAGAUGACAAGAAGAAGCUAGGGUUAAAAACCUCGUACGAAGGCUUCAGCAUAUACGGUCGCAUACUCUGUCUUGUGGUCAAGCGCCGCGGUGCAAGGAAGGGUGCUGGUGCACUGGUGUCCAGUCAACAGAUGCUAGAGAGCUGGGUGUCGACACAAGCUGCUGGGCAGGUGGACGAUGACGAAGACAACGGCUGA
Messenger RNA from Ascochyta rabiei, 861 nucleotides. RefSeq lists its product as uncharacterized. The coding region runs from base 1 to 861 and encodes 286 amino acids. The record is from RefSeq and is a predicted model, not a curated record. The transcript is spliced from 2 exons. Lineage: Eukaryota; Fungi; Ascomycota; Dothideomycetes; Pleosporales; Didymellaceae.